AUGAGUACUCAAAAAUAGCAAAACAACAACUUGUACUUGACAGAAAUAACAGAAAUCCCAAAAUAUAAUGUUGAAGAAGAUGAAUACUUUGAUUAUGAGAAGCAGUAUAAAGAGAUUUUAAAAAAUAAAAAAAAAAAAGGUAAUAUCGAAUAUAGUAGCGAAGGAAAUAGGAUGCCAAUAAUAUCUAUGAGAUUACUUGAUGAAGCUAUUAAUUAAAAUAUUUUACCCUAAGAAUAAAGAGAAAGACUUAUUAGAAACCCAAAUAAAUAUAGCAUAUUCUUUUGUAAAUUUAAUUGUGACUCUCCUAAUAUGAAGAAAGCUAUGCAAACUAAAGGAAUUUCAUAAUCAGAUUUAAAUUUGAAAUCUUUUGAUGAUUUUUGCAAAGAAUAUAGUAUGUCAGAAUCUAUGAAUCAAAAAACUAUAAAUACUAGUAUCAAUUAAACUUAUUUAAAAAAGUUAAUAGUUUAUCUUUAAUAUGUCACAAAGCACUAUGAAAAAUUAAAAGAUCUUAUGAAUUGUAGAUAAACUCUUAAAAGGAAUUAAAAAUCUUAAACUCUUUAUACCAAUAAUAAUAAUUUAUAGGAUUCUAUGUAGAGAUUAAAUUAAACACAAUCAGAAAUAAUCAAUUUAAAUGGUAGCUUUGCUGGAAGAUGUAAUAAGUCAUUCAUCGGACUUAAUAAAUCUAUAGAAAAUAGUAUACUUACUUUUGAUGACAGAGUAAAGGACUAAAUCAAAAGAGCUUAGAAAGAGGAGUAAGCCCUUGGAAAAUAUGUAGAAUAAUACAUUGAUACUAAGAAAUAGAGAGAAUUGGAAUACAAUAGAUCUCUUGAAAGUCUAGAAACAAGAAUGAAAAAAAAUGAGUAAAUUGAAAAAAUUAAACUUCUUAAAAGACAAAAAGAAUAAUAGGAAAAAUUACAAAAAGUGCUUGAAAGAGUGAAAAAAAUGCAGGAAGUUAAAGAAGAAAAAAUUAUAAAUAAAUUUAAAAGAAUGGAUUUUAUGCAAGAGAGAGCUAAUGAAAAGAAACUUCAGCUCGAGAAGGAAAGAGAAGAAUUUUUAAAGAACAAUAAUAAUUUAGAUGCAAAGCUCCUAAAAAUAAAAGAAAAGCAGUACAUCAAAGAGGAGAGGAUUGAAGAAGAAAGAUAGUUAUUGCAGAAGCAGAUUGAUGAAAAGUAGAUGAAGUCAACCUAGCUAUUGUAACAAGUAUAAAAUCUUCAUAGGGAAAGAGUAGAAAGAUAAAAGAAUAGGUAUAAUAAAACAAUAGAGUGUAUAGUAGAUAAAAAAAGAAUAUCUGAUGAGAAUGUCAUUCAGUCUUUAAUAGAAAGCCAUUUAGAUAUUCAAUAGAAAAUGUAAAAUAAGAUGAAAUCCCUGAAAAAACAUUUUGAGGAAAGAUAAAAAAUAGAAAAGAAGAAAAAUAUAACCAGAGAAAAAAUAAGAACAGAAUUAGAAACAAAAGAUGAAAGAUUAAAAGAAAAAUUAACUGAGAAGAUAGAGAAACAUGAUGAAAAAAUACAAGCUCAUAAAAUGAGUAUUGCAGAAAGACAACAAAUGAUGCAUGAUAAAUUAUAAAACUAAAUUAGAAAAGUUCAACACAAUAAGUCUCUUGUUGAUCUUUAGAACUUUGAUAAAUAAUAAAAAAUAAUUGACAAAAGCAUUUAUAUCUCUUAAUAGUAGUUUAAAAAAAAAUAAACUCUAGAGCAAUUUAAAUAAUCCUCAAGGUCAUUAUCUUAAUCAUUAGCCUUAAAAAAGUAGGAAAUAUUAUCCAAUUUAAUAUGA
Tetrahymena thermophila SB210 is the source of this 1773-nucleotide messenger RNA. RefSeq lists its product as hypothetical. The transcript is spliced from 4 exons. Lineage: Eukaryota; Ciliophora; Oligohymenophorea; Hymenostomatida; Tetrahymenidae. The record is from RefSeq and is a predicted model, not a curated record.